Molecule: messenger RNA, 2956 nt
Organism: Osmia bicornis bicornis
Lineage: Eukaryota; Metazoa; Arthropoda; Insecta; Hymenoptera; Megachilidae
Gene: Cog7
Product: conserved oligomeric Golgi complex subunit 7
Exons: 9
Coding region: 630-2840 (736 amino acids)
Biological process (GO): retrograde vesicle-mediated transport, Golgi to endoplasmic reticulum; Golgi organization; intracellular protein transport
Cellular component (GO): COG complex
Source: RefSeq, a predicted model, not a curated record
UAUCCGUCUGGAAUCCGAGAUACAAAAGUCAUUUUGUCACAAUUUUCAUAAAAAAAAAGAACAACACUCGAUUUAAUCGUUGUUUUUUAUUUUUAUCAUGAACCAUUGUUACUUUAACGUUCAUUUUCUAGUAUUAUCAUCAAUAAUCUAUCGUACGGCGAGCACAACGAUCAAAAAUUUCUCGCGAUUCUCUCGUAUUUAGUCAUUGAUUGAACGAAAUACGAUAACCUAGAAUCGCGUAUCGUAACCGCAGCAUAUAUUGCACGACAUUUGCACGAUCGAUCCGUCGAGUAGUUGUAUUCUGCAAACACUGCUUCUGAAUAAUUUAUAAACAUAAUUUGCAAUACAGAUGUAACGGAACGAGAAACAGUCUAAUUUGUUGUAAUCCGUUAUAAAAUAUAAGAGCUCGUAUCUGGGUCCCGGUAUCACGAAACGCACAAAGUGCAGCAAAGAGAUCCAACUGCAAUCAAGUUACUUCUGCGCUAUGCGGCGGUAGGGAAAAAGUAGUAGAACGUACAGAAAAUAAACUUCAUCCCUAUACUUAAAAACGUCAUCGUCUACGUUGCACCGUUUAUAAUUUGUUAUUUUUCAAUAAUAUACCGAGUUUGUUGCAAUUAAAAAUUAAAACAAUGGAUGUGUCCGCGUUUUCCGAAGAUACUUUUGAUGUCAAAGAAUGGAUUAACAAAACUUUCAAAUCCGCCGAGGCACAAGAAAAUAAGGAUGCAUUUGUUUCAUCCCUAGUAAUGAAGUUACAAUUAUAUGUGCAACAAGUCAAUGGUGCUUUGGAAGAGACCAGUCAGUCUGUACUCUCAAGUUUACCAAGGGUUCUAAGGGAUACUCAACUUUUACAGCAAGAAGCCAUAGCUUUAAGUGAAAAAAUGGUUGCUGUUAAACAAGAAAUAGAAAAGGUUGAAAAAGACACUGCAUCAUCAAUGGCAACAUUAGAAAGGAUAGAUAAGAUAAAAACAGAUUUACAGACUGCCAAACAAGGUUUACACGAGGCUGAUAAUUGGACUGUAUUGGCCAAUGAUGUUGAGGAGGUAUUUGAAUCAGGUGAUAUAGAAGCUAUUGCAAACAAAUUGUUCAGUAUGCAAAAAUCACUGGCAAUGCUUGUGAAUGUUGUUGAUUAUGAAGAUAAAAAGUUGCAACUGGAAGGUUUAAAAAAUCGUUUAGAAGCAAUGGCUAGUCCAAGAUUGGUACAAGCAUUUACUGCUGCAAAUUUAGAAGAGUCUAAAGUUUAUGUGGACAUAUUUAGUAAAAUGGACCGGUUACCACAACUCCUUAAGUAUUAUCACAACUGUUUGAAAAUCUCGUUGGGACAAGAAUGGCGUAGAACUAUCGAGUUAGCUCAAGAUGAAAAUGUUUCCUACUGGUUACAUACUUAUUAUGAUAAGCUGUUGUCCACUUGGAAUGAUCAAGUGAAAUGGUGCCAUCAAGUAUUUCCAAAUACUUCAGUUGACAUUAUAGUCGAAGUGUAUGCUGAUCUUCUAAGAAGUUUAGAUCCAGGCAUUCCAGAAUGUAUAGAAUCAGUUUUGAAACAGCAUUCAAAUGCUAUGCAAUUGUCGCUAUUGCUCGAACUUAAACAAAUCACAAGACAUUUUGUAGUGAACCUACAGGGUGUUAUCGAAUCAUCUUCGCACGGAAAAUUACAGAAUUCGAAAUUGUUGUCAUUAGCGCAAGCAAUAUAUUCACCUUAUGUUCCAUAUGUUGUUAAGUAUCAUGUUUAUGAAACUGCACAACUAGAACAUCAGUUACAAUCUAUCGAUUGUACCCAAGAUGAUUUAAGUGAUACAAUCAGUACUCUUUCCCUUAGCAUUUCGAGAGUAAUGGAGUAUGCCAAUGAAGCAAAUAAAAGAUGUAAACUGUUUACAGAUGGUUGUGGAUAUCCUGGUUUACUAAAAUCUUUAAAUACUUACUUUAAUAAAUACCUUGAUAAGUAUCAAGCAACCAUACGGCAAUUGGAACGCAAGAAAGUGAAACACGAGGAUUGGAACUUGUUUCAAAUGUGUCUCACUUUGAUGCAAACUAUAGGCGAUCUUUUGGGCCAAGUACAACAGUUUGAAAAGUGUUUGGUAAUCGAUAUAACCGAGGCUAAUAAUAAAUUACAAAGUACGACUGAUAGUGUUUUCAAUCAAUACAAAAAAUUACUUUUGAAUACAUCGAAUCAAACAGACCUAGAAAAUUUGGUUUCAUCUUUCCAAAAAGAGGAAGAAACAAUUCUUGAUGCUAUAAUAAAAUCUAUUCACAAAUUGUGCUCGGAUUUACAUCGUGCGACAUACGAAGUGAUAUUUGCUCCUAUUUUUACUCAGUUAUUAUUAGUACAAAAGGCGCCCGCAUGGUCGACCGAAACAAAUAAAAUGACUCAUUUAAGCGCAGACUUACCUGAUUAUAGUUUUGCACCUCAAGAAUAUAUAACACAGGUUGGGCAGUAUUUGAUGACGUUACCGCAACAUUUGGAACCGUUCUUGCUUAGAGAAAAUCCGAGUCUCAAUCAAGCGCUAAAAGCAGCAGAUCCUCAGUAUGCGCAGGGUACAACUGAAUCCGGAUUUACGGGUAUCUUGUUGGAUAUUAUUGCUAAAGGAACAUGUCAGAUGUUUCUGGAUCAGACUCUAGGAAUUUGUCAAUUUCUAAGCUCUGCCGCCUGCAAACAACUUGCUACGGACAUAGAUUACCUUGGUAAUGUGCUAGAAGAACUUGGUUUAUCUUUGUCAGAAAAUUUGCAACAUAUGUCCCUUUUAUUGAGAUUAUCGCCGGAAGAUUAUCAAACCGGAAGUUCCGGAUGUAACGCCAGAGUUGUAGCUGCGGUGAGGCAAAUGCGAAAUAUCACGUUUUCUGGGUAGUGAAUAUGUAAAAAGGUAAGUAUGUUUUAAUUAUUGUAUAAAAACUGCAUUUCUAUAAAUAGAAUAUAUUUUUACAACGUGGAAAUGAUAAAAUCUCCUUAGUAUUGUUAUUUUAU